AUGGACGGCCCCGAUCAGAUUGGUCCCGAUCUCUCGCCCAAGCGCACCUACAGCGACAAACUACGAAGCUUCGUGAGAACUUUUACCACUCGCGAUGGUCUCAUCGGCGACUACGACUAUGCCUUCCUUUUCACACCCAAGUUACCCUUCACCAACCAAGUUCGGAAAUCCGCGCCGUUUUUCGGUCUCGAUGAUCGCGUCCCCAUCCUUCUCGCUUUGAUCCUCGGAUUGCAACAUGCGCUCGCCAUGUUGGCUGGUGUCAUUUCACCACCAAUUAUGCUCGGUGGCACGUCUGGUGUCAACUUUGGAACAGAGGACUACCAGUACCUCGUCUCAACCUCUUUGAUCGUUUCGGGCAUUCUCAGCGCCAUCCAGAUGACGCGCUUUCACAUCUACGGCACAAAAUACUACAUUGGAACCGGAUUACUAUCGGUCGUCGGCACAUCUUUCGCCACAAUUACCGUUGCCUCGGGUGCAUUCACCCAAAUGUACGAAACAGGCUACUGUCCUACCUCUGCCGAUGGAACCAAACUUCCCUGCCCCAAGGGCUACGGUGCCCUCCUCGGAACGUCCUGUCUAUGCGCUCUUCUCGAAAUCGGUCUCUCCUUCAUGAGCAGUCGCCUCCUCGCCCGCAUCUUCCCCCCACUCGUCACUGGCCCAACUGUCCUCCUGAUCGGCGCCUCCCUGAUUCAGUCUGCCAUGGAGGACUGGGGUGGUGGUUCUGGCUGUGGACCGUCCCCACGCAGUAUGUGUCCCAGUGCUGAUGCUCCGCACGCGUUACUGUGGGGUAGCCCCCAAUUCAUUGGUCUAGGAUUCCUGGUCUUCGUAACCAUCAUUCUAUGCGAACGGUUCGGACCUCCAAUCCUGAAGUCCUGUGCCGUCGUCGUUGGUCUGCUGGUUGGUUCGAUCGUCGCUGCUGCAUGCAACUACUUUGAGUCCUCGGGUAUUGCUGAGGCGCCCGUCAUCUCAUUCGCUUGGGUCCACACUUUUCCGCUAUCGGUUUAUCCCCCACUCAUCCUGCCGCUGCUGGCGCUGUACAUUGUUAUCAUGAUGGAGUCUAUCGGUGAUAUUACCGCAACCUGCGAUGUAUCCCGUUUACAAGUUGAGGGCGCAAUGUUCGACUCCCGGAUCCAGGGUGGAGUUCUCGGUAACGGAAUUACCUGCGUUCUCGCUGGAUUGAUGACAAUUUCCCCGAUGUCUGUCUUCGCCCAGAACAAUGGUGUCAUCGCUCUCACCAAAUGCGCCAACCGCACUGCCGGUUACUGCUGCUGCUUCUUCCUGAUUGUCAUGGGUCUGUUCGCGAAGUUUGCCGCUGCCCUCGUGUCCAUUCCAAGCCCUGUCCUUGGUGGUAUGACAACUUUCCUAUUCAGCAGUGUCGCUAUCUCGGGUAUUCGCAUUAUUUCCCAGAUCGACUUCACCCGUCGCAACCGUUUCAUCCUGACUGCUAGCUUUGCACUCGGCAUGGGUAUCACGCUUGUUCCUUCGUGGUGGAGUUACUUCUUCACCUACUCGGGUGAUAACCGUGCUUUGGAGGGUCUGCUGAAUGCUGUUGACUUGGUGAUGACCAAUGGAUUCGCAGUCACUGCCAUUGUGGGUGUCAUUCUGAACCUGCUCCUUCCUGAUGAGCCAGACGAGGUUCCUGUUUUGGAGUCGGAGGAUGAGGUUGUUGAGCAGGCUGAGCCCACUGUGACAACUUCUGGCAAGUUGGAGCCUACAGCAUAA
Molecule: messenger RNA, 1722 nt
Organism: Penicillium longicatenatum
Lineage: Eukaryota; Fungi; Ascomycota; Eurotiomycetes; Eurotiales; Aspergillaceae
Product: nucleobase:cation symporter-2 family protein
Exons: 4
Coding region: 1-1722 (573 amino acids)
Biological process (GO): transmembrane transport; xanthine transport
Cellular component (GO): fungal-type vacuole; membrane
Molecular function (GO): xanthine transmembrane transporter activity
Source: RefSeq, a predicted model, not a curated record